AACCCCCGCUAUAAGGAGGUUCUUGCGGCUCUUGAGGUUGAGGAGGUAGACGAGGAACUACCCACGGUAACACCUAGCGAACAACCCCAUACCUCUGCUCAGGCAGAUGGUUUAUGGAGGGACCAGCUCCAACGGGCGAUUAAUAUCGAACACCUUGAUGUUGAUGACCUGGACUGGGUGGCUGAUGGUUGUGCUGCUGAGGAUAUUCGGAAGAAACUCGAUGAGUUGUUUGCGUCAUGGGUCGGACACCUUGUGCGUGGUGAGCGGGCUCCUGCUAGGAGUCAUCAGCCCACGACAGGUGCUGCGAACCCUAAUCGUGAGUUAGAUCCCCGAAGGCGUAGACGAGCGCAAUACAGUGCAAUUCAACACUUGUAUGGCCGUAAACCAUCUGCGGCCGCUCAUAAGGUGCUGGACGGGUCCUGGGAGUGUGAUGACCCUUGUCCGACGCCUACUCUAGAGGACUUCAGAACGGCCUGGCAGCCUAUCUUUGAGACUCCAUCAAUCAAAGAUAACCGACGACCGGCAUGUGUUGGACAGGUGAAGUGGGAAAUUGUUAGUCCGGUUACACCUGGUGAGCUUGAACAGGUGUUAACCGAGGGUGCCUCUUCGGCACCUGGCCCGGAUGGAGUGAAGUUGAAGGAUGUCAUUGGACUUGGGAUUGGAGAGCUUUGUAGCCACUUUAAUUUGUGGUUACUUUGUGGAAGUCAGCCCAGCGCCAUGUGCGUGGGUCGUACGAUCUACAUCCCAAAGGGCUCCGAGUCUAGUGAUGCGCUGAAGUAUCGCCCAAUAACCAUUGCCUCUCAUAUCUUACGAGUCUUUCAUAAGAUCAUGGCUCGAAGAUUUGAUGCGUUCCUGCCUCUGAAGUACACCCAGAAGGGGUUCAGGAGUGGUGAUGGGAUCGCUCAACACAUACUGUCGCUGCAGGCCAUCAUUGAUGGUGCUAAGCGCCAGCGAAAGCCGUUUAACUUGGUUUUCCUUGAUGUGCGUAAGGCUUUUGAUUCGGUCAGUCACGACACCAUUGUUUUGGCAAUGCGUCGUCUUGGCUGUCCAGAUCCGUUCCUUUCGUAUAUCCGUGACCUGUAUUUAAGAUCUAGUACAGUGAUUGAGCAUAAUGGAGAAAGAAGCGCUCCGAUCUUCACUCGCAGAGGGGUCAAACAAGGUGACCCUCUUUCACCGUUCAUGUUCAAUGCCGUGAUAGACUGGGCUUUUUCAUCACUUGACGACCAUGUAGGGUUUUCGUUCGGACAUGUUAGGGUGAAUAACCUCGGAUAUGCGGACGACGUCGCCUUGCUAAGUGAUACGCGGGCUGGCCUGCGAUCACAAUUAGGAAAGUUCGAGUCGCACCUCGCUAAGGGCGGCUUGACAAUCAGUGCGGGCACUGAGGGUAAAUCUUCCUCCCUCAGCAUUGUGGUUGAUGGGAAAGCAAAGCGAUGGGUUGUUAACCAAACCCCGUUCCUGGCGACUAACGAAGGCAUUAUUCCAUCUCUAUCUGCCUCUGGGGAGUACAGAUACCUAGGUAUUAUGUUGGGAUCGGGUGGGGCAAAGGUGCGUAGUUCCUUGCGGGCAGAAUUAUUGCAAGGGCUACAAAACAUCACUCGGGCACCUCUUAAGCCCCACCAGAGGCUGCGGAUCCUACGCAAUUUUUUGCUGCCGAAGUAUCUGCACGAACUGGUGUUGGCGCCAGUGGCCGAUGGUUGGCUGAAUUGGCUCGAUACUACUAUUAGGGCCAAUGUAAUUAUAAAACACAAUAAUACCUUUUCUUAA
This is a messenger RNA of Paramuricea clavata, 1764 nucleotides long. The record is from the annotation of a GenBank genome assembly. Lineage: Eukaryota; Metazoa; Cnidaria; Anthozoa; Malacalcyonacea; Plexauridae.